Molecule: messenger RNA, 2592 nt
Organism: Bufo gargarizans (Asiatic toad)
Lineage: Eukaryota; Metazoa; Chordata; Amphibia; Anura; Bufonidae
Gene: NOC3L
Product: NOC3 like DNA replication regulator
Exons: 21
Coding region: 68-2452 (794 amino acids)
Biological process (GO): DNA replication initiation
Cellular component (GO): nucleolus
Molecular function (GO): chromatin binding
Source: RefSeq, a predicted model, not a curated record
GGCGGCACUUCCUGUGUUCACACGUGUGUAGUGGAGCUGCGGGCUCGGUUCCCGGAGUGUAGGCACCAUGAAGCCGAAAAGAAAUCGAAAGCAAGCUCCAAGCUUCCGCAAGCUCCUGAAGACCAGCAAGAUAAAGCUUGACAACAAGUUGAAGAACAAGCAGUUUAAGCAGGAGAGCUCAGCGAAGAAGCACAGGAAAGAGCAGAAGAAGCUCCGUGAAGCCGUGCGAGAUGUUGGCUCCAAAGCCCCUGUACCCCUGGAGAGGGUUAAGAGGAAACCGCCAGCAGUUAUUGAAGAUCAUGAAUUGGAGGAGGAAUCAAUGCCCCUGGACAUGAUAGAUGAAGAUGACUUACAGCUAAUGCGAGAAAUGGCUCAAAGAGCAUCCUUUGUAACCAGGGACCUCUCCUACAGCGAGCCAGUCCAUGCCGCAAAACGGAAAGGGGACAGUGUGAUGGAGAAGUACGAGAAGACGCCCAGACGAAUGAAAUUCGAACCUGAGAAAGAAGUUAUUCACCUCCUGCCUAUAAAAGAUAAAAGUGGCAUUAUCCCCCAGAGUAUGGAGAAGCCAGUUGUCCAGACCAAGGACCAGGAUGAGGAAGAGAUGGAAGCAGAAGAGCCUGAAGUGGUGCCUGCAGAGCCCGUGCGUGUACUCGGCACAGAGGAACUGAUUGAACACAGGAGAGCCACGCUGGAGCAGAAGAAAGUUCACAUUGCAUCCUUGGCCUCGGCUAUACUGGCAGAUCCAGAGAACAGUAUCAGAAAACUGAAGGAGCUGCGUGUCAUGGUGAUGGAACAGGACUCUACAGUAGCAGUGACGAUCCGGAAGCUCGUGCUGAUUUCAUUAAUGGAAAUAUUCAAGGAUAUCGUCCCUUCCUAUAAGAUUCGCCCCCUGACAGAAGACGAAAAGGCUUCUAGGGUCAAGAAAGACACUCAGAAACUCAGAGAAUUUGAAGAAGGUCUCGUCAGUCAGUACAAGUUUUAUCUGGAAAACCUGGAGCAAACAAUAAAAGAUUGGAAGCAAAUGAAAACCAAGAGGAACGAAGUGGUGUCGUUGAAGGCAUACCGAGGACUGGCGGAGGUGGCAGUGAUGUGCCUGUGUGAGCUCAUGCUCGCUCUCUCCCACUUCAACUUCCACAACAACAUCAUCGUCCUCAUCGUACCACUUAUUGACGACAAGUGCAAAAAGAUUGCCGAUAUCUGCACAGAAGCUGUAAAGAAACUUUUCCGGCAGGAUAAAUUGGGCCAUUCCUCUUUAGCAGCUGUAAAGAUAAUCUCUGGAUUGGUGAAGAGUAGAAAUUACUGUGUCCGCCCUGAGGUGCUCAACAUUUUGCUCUAUCUAAGAAUUAAAGAAGUUGAUGUGAAAAAAGAUGUAGAAGACAUCGCCCCUAAGCAAAAGCUGAUGACUUACAAAGACAAGAGGAAGAGUCUGUCAAGGAUGCAAAGAAAGUGGAAGAAAGCUGAGGAGAAGCUGGAGAGAGAACUGCUAGAAGCUGAAGCAUCAGAAAGCAAAGAGAAAAAACUGAAGCUGCAUACGGAAACACUGAACAUUGUUUUCUUAACCUACUUCAGAAUCCUAAAAAGAUCGCAGAAAUCUGUCCUCCUUCCUGCCGUCUUGGAAGGCCUGGCAAAGUUCGCUCAUCUAAUAAAUCUGGAAUUUUUUGAUGAUCUCCUUAUCGUGCUAAAUAAGCUCAUUGAAUCUGGUGAUCUCACCUACAGAGAGGGUCUUCACUGCGUGCAGACAGCAUUCAAUAUACUUUCUGGGCAAGGAGAUGUCCUCAAUAUUGAUCCUUUAAAUUUCUACACUCACCUCUACAAAACAUUGUUUGGCUUAAGUGCAGGGUCUGCAAAUGACGAUACCGUGAUCGCUCUUCAGUGUCUGGAGCUGAUGCUCACCAAGCGUAGGAAGCAAGUCUCCCCACAGAGGGCUCUGGCUUUCAUAAAGAGACUUUCUAUUUUGGCGCUACAUGUCCUACCCAACUCGUGCAUCGGCAUCAUGUCCACCAACAGGGGACUCCUGCAAACAUUCCCAAAGACUGACAUUCUGCUUGACAAUGAAUCUCAAGGCAGCGGCCUCUAUCUGCCGGAGCUUGAUGAGCCGGAGUAUUGUAACGCCCAGAAUUCCGCCCUAUGGGAGCUGCACAUGUUACAGAGACAUUAUCACCCUGUAGUCCGGGUUUUCGCUGCUCACCUUUGUGCUGGGGCACCCUCUGAAGGCUCAUCAGCUCUUGGAGCUUCAUUAAGCCGAAGAUCUGCUGUGGAAUUAUUUAGUGAUUACUCUAUAAAUGAAAUGAACUUCAAUCCACCAGUUCCUGAAACUUUUCCCAGAAAUAAGAAUAAAGGUAGAGCGUAUGUGCUUAGUGGAGACUUGCAGGAGAUGAUUGAGGCACAGCUUCGCAUGGUACCAUCGGCUGACCUGGACUUUGCAUCUCAAGUGAAAGCUUCAAGCUCAUGACGGUGGUUAGAAAAGUGACAAUGAACAUCUUAAGGACUUGCGGCUAUUUAUUGAGGACUGUAUUUUCCUGCUCCUUUGUAUAUACAGAGCUUCAAGCGUGCCAGAAAAACUGUGACAAAUAAAAGGUGUUUUUUAAAUCU